Messenger RNA from Cladophialophora immunda, 291 nucleotides. RefSeq lists its product as uncharacterized. The coding region runs from base 1 to 291 and encodes 96 amino acids. The transcript has a single exon. Lineage: Eukaryota; Fungi; Ascomycota; Eurotiomycetes; Chaetothyriales; Herpotrichiellaceae. Gene Ontology annotation, biological process: lipid storage. The record is from RefSeq and is a predicted model, not a curated record.
AUGGAGGGAGUUAGGGUCAAAUUGGCGUUCAAGGCAAAGUUUCAAGGCAUGAGGUACUGGAUCUACAAUUACCGUGUCACGUCCCUUGUGGUCUUCACGGCCUUGUUUUAUGGCGUGAGUGUCACCAGCAUGGCGCUGGGGUGGGCUGUGAUUUCGCACAUGCUCCUUGGCGGUGAGGGCCAGAACAGGAUCAAAACGGAAGGGAGGGAGAGGAUGCCGGCGACGGGCACGCCGAUCAAGACCGAACACGAGUCAUCUCUGGCGCUGCCACCAAAAUCAGGUCGCUGGUGA